Molecule: messenger RNA, 808 nt
Organism: Phialemonium atrogriseum
Lineage: Eukaryota; Fungi; Ascomycota; Sordariomycetes; Cephalothecales; Cephalothecaceae
Exons: 2
Coding region: 35-724 (229 amino acids)
Source: RefSeq, a predicted model, not a curated record
GUCUCUUUCUCCAAGUCCCAACUAAGCCUUCAUCAUGCCUCGCCAUAACGCCAAUAUCGACCGGGUGCCCUCCGGCGGCUUCAACAUCAACGACAACGAACGCAAGGUGUAUAUCGUGCACCGCACUCUGGGCGGUGCUGUCGGCGGGUGGGCCGGCAAAGUUGGCAGGGGCCUCUUCGGCGGCUUUGUGAUACCAAAUAGUGUCCCGGACCUGGCGCACCACUGGGCCGUCAAGGUGGGCGGGUGGUACCAUCAGCUGCAGGCCAAUGACGGCUGGAACUUCUACGAAAACGAUGUGUAUGAUCAGUUCAAGGGCGCCUGGGACGAAUAUGAGGUUGGCUCGACCAACUACAACGAUGUUGCCAUCGUCUCUGCCGCCAUUCAAGCGAUCAACGAGAUGCCCGAGUCGUAUCACGCCAUCAACUGCAACUGCCAGACCUUUGUCUUGCGAACCCUCGACAAGAUCUGCCGCAGCGGUCGCAAGAAGGUCAGAACCUCCUACUCGCCGUUCAAUCCCCAGAUCGGCUUCAUCCCUGGUCAGGAGCAGGAGGAGACGGAGGUGGAGGCCGGAAAGGAGGUUGAGGUGGCCUACAUCGCCGAUGGUGCUGCCCAUUUCGCCCAGCUCGAGAAGGCGCAGGACAUCAUGGAGGAGAACACGCCGACGCUCACCGCCGAGGAGGUCGAGCAGAAGAUCAAGGAGGCCGAGGCGCAGAAUGGGUCUUAGCUAGCGGGUAGUCAUCAUCAUUCCACUUACAUGCCGUAACAACAACGACUGUUCCUGCUUCAAAUACUCCUGGCUUAUCUCGGC